Messenger RNA from Paramuricea clavata, 3275 nucleotides. The record is from the annotation of a GenBank genome assembly. Lineage: Eukaryota; Metazoa; Cnidaria; Anthozoa; Malacalcyonacea; Plexauridae.
GAUUGUGAUUGGUUAAUUGCCGGGAAGUCAAAUGUGUGGCGAAUGUGAGCAGACGUUAGGUGAGGCCUCGGCCACUAACAACGUCUGCGCAGGAGGCUAAGAACACAUUGGUAUCGAAGGUUACUAGACUUAGUUUCGAAUAUUAAGUAAUGAGCCCUGCAUAUUGAACUCACGAAUGCAUUCUAUUUUUGAGGAUUGCUUUAAAGAACAUCACACGUUCUUGGCAUAUUACAGCCGUUAUUUACGGUUUUUUAGAGCCAUGUUGAUUUCACUUUAGAUCAGUUCACGAGCCAGUAUCCACUUCUUUAAAACCAAGAAAUCGCCCACGUGCCAGCGGCGUGCCCCCCGCUAACAAUACCCCCACCGCCCCUUCGACUGUGGAGUCUACCACCCUCCUACAACAAGCACAGGCGCACCAUUACAAUGAUAGCCCACCUCAACAGAAUGUUCAAGGCCACAGUCCAGUUGCCCAUCAUCACAACAGACAUCUGGGGAACAACCCUGCGUACCUAAACCCGUUCGGGGAACGGCCCAGCCGGGAUCCUUCACCGGUCGGGAAAAGGUUCGUCGAUCGCGAGUUCACUCACACACGCUCGCGGUCCGACCCAAUCUUUGUCAGGAACAAUGCUAAUAUGAUGACAAGUCAAGGGGUAGGGCCACCAAACAUAGUCCAACACGCCCCUCCACAACAGCAUGUAGUGAAUAUUACGCAACAACAACAACAACAACAACAACAACAACAAAUGAAUGCUCCUCAGAUAACUUAUAGACAAGAAAUUAAACCUACGCCAAACUUUCCAAAAUGGAAUCCGUUUAGCAGUGAUUUUGUUGUAAAUACCGAAACUACGGAUGAUGAUUUUGCAAGUUUGCGUGAGCCCACGGUUCAACGUGGUCAGCAGAGUUCGGCGAGAUUUGUUGAGCCCGCGGUCCAACAUGGCCAGCAGAGGAUGGCUGAGCCCACGGUUCAACACGGUCAGCGGAACGUAGCACAAACAUACGCGCCGCAGUUUGUCAGCGGUAAUGUACAGGCGCAGUAUGCGCAGCAACCCUUGAACAGUUCAUUGAGCACCCAGCGGUCGUCAAGUAAUUCAAAUAUUUCGCCUUAUGCGAGCGAUUCGUCGCGUCGGUCUUCCGAUUGCGAGGAUGACGUCAUUAUGGCGCGACCAAUAGUACGGCCGAACAACUUUGGCGGCUUGCGAAAAAACGACGCAUUUUUAGACGCACCCGUGAAUGCUGGGUGUGACGUAGACGAGAUGACGACGAGUUUCAAUCGUAAUACGACACUUCACGAACCUUCCCGAACUCAAUCCGGGCAUACUAAUGACAUUUCUGGUGUAUUCGAUUCGGCGCCAUUUCGAAAACCCGCGACAGCCACUCCGGUUGUCAAGACGACGCCCGCACCGCCUGUAAGCCCGGGAAGAGACCCUUUCGGCGCAGUGCCUUUUAAACAGAAGGAAGCAGCGAAGUUAGCCCGCAGGCAGGCACGAAAGAACAAUAAAGAACAACCGAGUGGCGAGGCCCGCAGGGUGUUACCUACUAUACCUACUCAGGCACGAAGGUAAUGCAGGCUAAAAUAAUUUAGGAUAAUGUACGCUAGCCAGGUCGCACAAGAACACGGCUUAGUAAUUUUAAACUGUAAACCUACACAAAGUAUGUGUUGGAGUUUUAUCGCGUGACUUCUGGGGCCAGUUGUUCAAAGCUGGGUCAGUUUAACCCUUGGUUAACCUAAAAUUCGAAGCAAACUUCCUGACAGCUUUUCUAUAAAUUUGGAGAUAUUUCUUCAGAGAUCUUUCUGGAUCGAUAGGAGUUUUCUUCUCUGAAGUUUUGAAAUACACAGAUUUGCAGAAAUACACAAACUAAAACAGCAGGUUAAAUUUUAACCCAGGGUUAGCAGUAAUCCACCUUUGAACAGCCGACCCCUGGACUACAACCAAAGGAGACAAACCAUAAAACCGAUUUCGUAAAGUCUUAACUUUUGUUGAAUUUUUACAUUCCAUCCAGUUUGCCCAUCUACGCGAUAUAACUAGUCAUAUACGAUUCUAAUCCUGGCGUAUGUAGUCGAAUCGUGUAAAGAUGUUGCAUUGUCAAAUUUCGCCAUAAACUGAUGAACAGGAGUAGUGGCGUCAGCAGUCUUUUUCAUACGCCAGAAUGACAAUCGUAUACACUCGUAAAAACGCACAAGUUGUAACAAACCUGCAGCAGACUUGUAACAAUGCUGUUCCAACAACUUGUCAACAGGAUGUGUUCGCACUGCUUGUUCCCAAAUAGACUUGCUCCAAGUCUCUCUUUCAUUGUCAUAUAGUAUCGAUCCACUAUAGUGUACUUUACAUGACGUAGCACGGAGAGGCGGAGCGAGAAAGAGAGACUUGUCAACUUCGGAAAAUCUCGGUUCAAAACUGAACCGAAAAUGCAAGACUUGGUUUAAUUGUUUUCUGUCAGUGUUUAUAUGUAUUGAUCUAGCACAGGGUAAAUAACACGAGUUCCAUUAUAGUAAAUCAUACAGAAUGAAAUUGAAGGAAAACAAUUAAACCAAGUCUUACAUUUUCGGUUCAGUUUUGAACCGAGAUUUUCCGAAGUUGACAAGUCUCUCUUUCUCGCUCCGCCUCUCUGUACUACGUCAUGUAAUGUACACUAUAGUGGAUCGAUACUAUAUGACAAUGAAAGAGAGACUUGGAGCAAGUCUAGUUCCCAAAGGGUGGUUGGUCGGGGUGGGGAGAUUAUUAAAAAAAGUCAUCAACUUUAGGGGUUCGAGGUUGGGGGUUAGGAUUAUGGUUAGGAUUUGGAUUAGCGUUUGGAUUAGGAUUUUGUAAUUGUAGAUUGGCUUUACAACGCCAAUAGAUUAUUGGUUACAACGUGCGAAACGGCUGAAUGUUGACAACUUGCUACAAGGUUGAUGAGCUCAACCGACUUGUUCCGAAUUGUUCUAACAACUUGUUAUCGUCCUGCAAUUCAACAACUUGUUAGAAAGUUGUGAGUGACAAGCUUGUAGCAAUUGAUAAAAUAACAGCAUUGUUACAACUUGUUGACAAGCUUGCUACAAGCCUGUUGCAAACACAUCUUGUUGACCAGUUGUGACAUUUUUACGUGGGUAGGACAACAGCCCCUCUUUCUUUCUCUGUAGUUUGGAAGCUGUAAAAAUAUUGUUGUAAUUACAUGGAAAUAAUUCCAAAAAAUGUAAAGUAUUUGCAAUACCUUUGUAAAAUAUUUUCUUGCAAUGUAAUAUGAUUAUUUUUAUCAAGACCACCAAUAAAAAUGACAGUAAAUUUUAAGUCGCU